UCUAAUCGCCGUGGUAAUCUUUUAUUUCCAUCGGACAGUGCUUCAAAAUAUGGUUUCUGAUUUAGAACUUCUUUUAACUUCGUGUCGUUUGACAGAUUUUUGUGGUGCCAAGUGAAAACGUGUCCGAAGGUGCUUCUCCAAUCAAGCAGACAUUUCCCUUCUAAAUGUCAUUCGCCAUAAGCCUGAUUCUUGCGGCAUCAGUUCAAUCAGUGCCACACCGAGGGCGCUCAAGGACAGGUCGUGAAAAUUGAAGUAAAUCCUACUAGAGUUGGUGUGUGGUGAACUGCUAGGGAUACGUUGCGUGUGUUGCUCGUGAUUUUGUGCGUGCGUGUGUGUGGAUUUCACGUGUUUCGACGCCGAGAGAACCGUCACUAUGGUGGCCUUGGAUAUACCGUUCGUGCCAGCGAUCAUUCCGUUCACGGCCUUUCUGUUCGUUCGAUUCGGUGAACGAAUAGUGCCAUUCCAGAGCGAACACAUACAGAAGGAGUAUGACUACAUCAUUGUGGGCGGUGGUUCGGCAGGAGCAGUGCUGGCGAACCGGCUAUCCGAAGACAUCACUGCGACGGUGUUACUAAUAGAAGCAGGCGGCAUAGAAAACGAAGUAUCCGACAUACCACUCAUCGCGGCGACUAUGCAGAUGUCACCGUUGGAUUGGUCCUACCGAACCGAACCUCAGAAAACGUCCUGUUUCGGCCUAGAAGGAAGGAGGAGUCCGUGGCCUAGAGGGAAGGCCCUGGGUGGCUCCAGUGUGAUCAACUACAUGAUCUACAUCCGGGGCAAUCCUCACGACUACGAUCACUGGGCGGAAAACGGAUGCGAGGGCUGGUCGUGGAAGGAAGUGUUCCCUUACUUCCUCAAAUCGGAAGACAACCGUGAUCCUGCAAUUCUGCAGAAUGGUUACCACAAUCACGGCGGUCCGCUCACUGUGUCCACCCCUGCGUACGCGACACCACUGGGUCACGCCUUCAUCGAGGCUGGUCUUCAAAUGGGCUACCCAAAUGUGGACCUCAACGGACCGCAGCAAACAGGUUUUGCCAUACCCCAAGGCACCAUAAGGCGGAGCGCCAGAUGCAGCACCGGCAAGGCGUUCAUCAAACCUAUUCGUCAUCGAAAAAACCUGCACAUCACGCUUUACUCACAUGCCACCAAGAUCCACUUCGACGAGUGGAACAACGCCAGAGCCGUCCAGUUCGAGCGCUUCAAGGUGCCCCACAUGGUGUUCGCCCGACGAGAGAUUAUCCUGUCGGCUGGAUCCAUCGGCAGCACGCAGAUCCUGCUCCUGUCCGGCAUCGGACCCAAACACGACCUGCAAAAGAUGGGAAUUCCCGUCCUUGCUGACCUUCCAGUGGGUUACAACCUGCAAGAUCACAUCUAUCCCGGCGGCAUGAACUUCCUUGUCCGCGAUCCGGUGUCUAUGGUCCAGACUCGUGUGUUCAACCUGAAGCAAAUUCUCCGCUACCUCACAAUAGGAAAAGGCCCUCUUACACUAUUGGGCGGAGUCGAGGGUCUGGCGUUCAUCAACACAAAGUACGCCAACAAGAGCAUGGACUGGCCAGACAUCGAGAUCCAUUAUUUGUCGGGAUCGCCCGUAUCUGACGGAGGACAAACGUUCAGACGUACAGAAGGAAUCUCUGACGAGUUGUGGGAGAAAGUGUACGCGCCCUACGUUUACGCGGACACCAUGUCCGUGUAUCCGGUGCUGCUGAGGCCCAAAUCUCGAGGAUUCGUCAAGCUGCGGUCCCGGAACCCAUAUGACCCGCCACUCCUUGACCCAAAAUAUCUCAGCCACCCGGAUGACAUCAUGACUCUAGUUGAUGCCAUGAAGUUCUCAAUGGCGGUGGCCGAAACGCCGGCUUUCCAGAGGUAUGGCGUCCGAAUGUGGGACUUGCCCUUCCCAGGAUGCGACCACUACAAGCACCUUAGUGACGAAAACCUGGCGUGCAUGGCGCGAUCUUUCACAAACACCAUUUACCACCCCGUGGGCACGGCAAAGAUGGGACCCGUCUGGGACCCAACCACAGUCGUCGACCCGAAGCUGAGGGUCAAAGGAGUCCAGCGAUUGCGGGUCAUCGACGCUUCCAUCAUGCCCACGAUUGUGUCCGGCAACACCAACGCGCCGUCGAUUAUGAUAGGCGAAAAAGGUGCGGACAUUGUGAAGGCCGCCUGGGCGCACCACAGCAACUUCCACCAGCAGUUGCACGAGGCCGCCAAGCGCAAGAGGUGACCACGGUCAGCCAAUAACCGCGCGAGGCAACCGCCGCAAGCGGGGCACGCACUCUUGCCAAAGACUAUUGCCGAGGCAUUGCUCACUACGCCAGCGCCAGGGGCGCGUGCCGCGCACGGUGCGUAAGGACUCAGUGAUCACCGCCGGGCCCGGGACGGGGGCAGUAGACCUGCGAACGGCCCUCGUUAACAACUCAGACACGCAUCCACUGUCCUCGUCGAAAGUAUGCAAGCCACUGUGCGAAACGUCGUUGGUAUUUAGUGAUUCUCAGCGAAUGAACGCCGUGAGCGCAUCAGCACCCUGUUUCAUGCUCGACACUGCAGCUUGAAUCAAGUAUUAACAGCCACUCCGCAUGCCGCCACACAAGGAAUUCUAUACAGCAGCUCUCAUGGCGUGUUUCUAGGUUACAAAAUUGAAUGUGGCACUUGCAGUACUUAAAAGCCUAGCCUCCAAGAUGCCUAGUUGGAUAGGUGCAGUCUGGGGCAAAGUGUGGACACUGCCAAUAACUCUACGAUAAUGAUGAUCAGUUUCACUGACAUUCCCGUUGAAAUGUAGCGGCUGCAACUACCCAGCUAGCCCG
Messenger RNA from Rhipicephalus sanguineus (brown dog tick), 2804 nucleotides. RefSeq names its product glucose dehydrogenase [FAD, quinone]. Gene Ontology annotation, molecular function: flavin adenine dinucleotide binding; oxidoreductase activity, acting on CH-OH group of donors. Lineage: Eukaryota; Metazoa; Arthropoda; Arachnida; Ixodida; Ixodidae. Bases 374 to 2224 code for a protein of 616 amino acids. The transcript has 11 exons. The record is from RefSeq and is a predicted model, not a curated record.